Insectozyma verbasci is the source of this 288-nucleotide messenger RNA. NCBI's taxonomy places the organism in Eukaryota, Fungi, Ascomycota, Pichiomycetes, Serinales, Debaryomycetaceae. The record is from the annotation of a GenBank genome assembly.
AUGGAUAAUUAUUUUAUUGGUAUAUAAAGAACAUCAUCGAAUUCAUUAUUAAUCACCGACUCUGCUGCUGCUAGUACUGCAUUAGCCCAAACUGUUAAUGGUAGAAUUUCAGUCGAUGUUGACGGUAGACCUGUAGGUGCAAUUGGUGAAGCUUUAAAAUCACAAGGUUAUAAAAUUGGUCUUGUUGUUACAACUUCAGUUUUUCAUGCUAAUCCUGCAGUAUGGUAUUCUCACGCUAAUAACAGAGGUUCACAAGAUUCAAUUGCUAAGCAAAUGGUUUUAUUUUAA